This is a messenger RNA of Limanda limanda (common dab), 878 nucleotides long. RefSeq lists its product as uncharacterized. The transcript has 2 exons. The record is from RefSeq and is a predicted model, not a curated record. Gene Ontology annotation, biological process: antigen processing and presentation of exogenous peptide antigen via MHC class II; peptide antigen assembly with MHC class II protein complex; positive regulation of T cell activation. NCBI's taxonomy places the organism in Eukaryota, Metazoa, Chordata, Actinopteri, Pleuronectiformes, Pleuronectidae. Gene Ontology annotation, cellular component: MHC class II protein complex. Gene Ontology annotation, molecular function: MHC class II protein complex binding. The annotation marks the transcript as partial.
CUGCUCCUGCCUGGCAUCUUCUCUUUGCAUCCAAAUCUACGAGAGGAGCGUAAAGGUGCAGCUUCCAGCCCACCUUCUCAAGGAAACCUCCUCGCCCUUCAAAGGUCGAGCUUUCAGCUCAUCUUCUCAAGGAAAUCUCCUCGCCCUUCAAGCUCUACUAUUCUCCUUGCAGCGAUUCGAUAUCCUGCAGGUAAGGAAUUCAACAAGCGAGAGCAUCACAGCUCAACAGAACCGCGGAAGCAGAGACCACACAAACCAGAGACUUCAAAAGCCAGGACGAACGGCGAACCGCACAGCAACUUUCUCCCUGUUCAAGGACAGUGCCACGGGUUGUCAGGGUCCAUCACACUGAGCCGGCUGACUACGGGGGGGCGGACGAUCCUCCACUGCAGCGUCUUGGGCUUCUACCCUCAGAAAGUGCAGGUGAGCUGGCUGAGGGACGGGGUGGAGGUCUCCAGCAACGUGUCGUCCACUGACGUCCUGGCCAACGAGGACUGGAGCUUCCAGGUCCACUCCUACCUGGAGCUGACGCCCAAGACGGGGGAGCAGGUGAAAAAGUUUUCCCACAGAGAAAGUAUCCAGGAUAGGAAUGCAGCCAUCUUACACUGAUGACAUCAUCUGGAGUAGGGCUGCUCGAUUAUGGAAAAAAUCAUAAUCACGAUUAUUUUGGACAAAAACUAAAUCACGAUUAUUCAAACGAUUAUUAAUAUGUGCCCUUAUUUUUUUUAAUGACUAACCGGAAGUACCAGUCACUUCCGGUUCCGGUAAACACCGAUUACGGCUGCGUGUCUUAUUCCUCCGUGAAACCAUGCAGGAUAUCGGUGCCUUGUUAUUCAAACCCUUAAUGAUGGCAACAUUCUCCAUAAAAACACUUUGUA